Messenger RNA from Lactuca sativa (garden lettuce), 1126 nucleotides. Its product is annotated as lysM domain receptor-like kinase 3. Lineage: Eukaryota; Viridiplantae; Streptophyta; Magnoliopsida; Asterales; Asteraceae. Gene Ontology annotation, molecular function: ATP binding; transmembrane receptor protein kinase activity. Gene Ontology annotation, biological process: innate immune response; protein phosphorylation. The record is from RefSeq and is a predicted model, not a curated record.
GUUUAGUCCGUCAACCAAGUCAACCAAGGUAUAAUUCAUUCAUCUGCUACACAUAUACUUUCAACUGAACUAAAAUAAUAGUUCAGCAACGCUGCUUUCAGUUUCAUUAAUCCUAAGAAAUCAUGCUGGAGCUCAACAUGAGGUUCCGACUAGUAGCGCUUUUCUUCUUGAGUUCAAUUCAUUUAUGUUCGUUAGUUCAAUCCAUAUGCAGCAGAGGUUGUGGUUUAGCGCUUGGUUCGUACUACAUCUCACCUGGAAAUGAACUCGAUCCAAUUUCUCAAUACAUGAACACCAAUAUCAACAGUAUUCUGCAAUAUAAUCGUGGUACUAUUACUAAUCAGGAUAGUGUCCAAUCGUUUAUAAGGAUUAACGUGCCGUUUUCUUGCGAGUGUAUCAACGGGGACUUCUUAGGUCAUAUGUUCAGCUACACUGUUAGGUCUCAGGAUACGUAUGGACUGAUUGCGAGUGAAAGGUACGCGAAUUUGACCACUGUGGAAUGGAUUCAGAGGUUUAAUUCUCAUCCUGUAAAUCGUAUCCCCGAUGUUAACACCACCAUUAACGUGACGGUGAAUUGUUCGUGUGGAGAUAGUUCGAUUUCGAAGGAUUACGGUUUGUUCGUGACGUAUACUCUUCGGUCAGGGGAGACUUUGGAUUCGGUUUCUUCCGUUGCGAAGCUUAGUUCCAACUUAAUGCGGAGCUAUAAUCCCGAUGCAAAUUUUGAUGUUGUAAAUUCGUUAAUAUACAUUCCGGGCCGAGAUGAAAAUGGAAAUUAUCCACCCUUAACAACCAGCUCAGGUGAUUAGCUUUCUGUGGCCCUUUUGCAUGUUUUCUUGAGUAAAAAUGUGAGUUUUGAAGUUAUGAAUCUACAAUCUGCAUUCACAUAAACAGGAUUAUCAGGGGGAGCCAUAGGUGGAAUAGCUGUAGCAGUAGUAGCUGGGGUGCUGUUACUUGCAGGAUGCUCAUAUUAUGGAUUUUAUAGAAACAAAAAAGACUCUAGUGAUCUUCCUAUUGAUGCCCCUCAUAUCCUUACAGGCAUAACUGUUGAUAAAUCAAUUGAAUUUUCGUAUAAAGAGCUUUCAAAGGCUACGGAUGAAUUCAGCCUUGCUAAUAAGAUAGGUCAAGGUGG